Messenger RNA from Hirundo rustica (Barn swallow), 1090 nucleotides. It is a transcript of the gene FFAR4, whose product is annotated as free fatty acid receptor 4. Lineage: Eukaryota; Metazoa; Chordata; Aves; Passeriformes; Hirundinidae. The record is from RefSeq and is a predicted model, not a curated record. Gene Ontology annotation, molecular function: G protein-coupled receptor activity. Gene Ontology annotation, cellular component: membrane. The coding region runs from base 20 to 1090 and encodes 356 amino acids. The transcript is spliced from 3 exons. Gene Ontology annotation, biological process: G protein-coupled receptor signaling pathway.
AUGCCCACUGGCCACCCUCAUGCCGGUGCCCAGGGGCACAGCAGGAGGGAACAGGACAUAUUUCCCCUUCUUCUCGGACUUCAGGGGCCACAAUGUGACGGCCCUGCGCAUCGGCGAGUCAUCUGCCCUGGCCUUCGUCUUCCUGCUGUCGUUGGCGGGAAACAUCUGGGGCAUCUGCCUGCUGGUGAGGCGGCACCGCCGGCUCUGCGCCGCCAACUGCCUCGUCCUCAACCUCUUCUGCGCCGACCUGCUCUUCAUCACCGCCAUGCCCUUCAUCGCCGUCGUGCGCUGGACCGAGUCCUGGGUGCUGGGCAACGUCGUCUGCCACCUGCUCUUCUAUGUGGUGAGCCUGAGCGGCACCGUCAUCAUCCUCUCCCUGUCGGCCGUCAGCCUGGAGCGCGUCGUCAGCAUCGCCCGGCUGCGCCACGCCGCCUUUCUCCGCCGCAAGGUGCUGGUCGCCGCCUUGCUCCUCAUCUGGGGCUUCGCCGCCCUCGCCACCCUCCCGCUCUGCUGCUUCUUCACCGUGGUGCGGCUGCCCGGCCCCGCCGGCCAGGACAUUCACAUUUGCACUCUGGAUUGGCCCAGCACUGCCGGAGAAACAGUCUGGGAUACAACCUUUGCCAUUGUUUUCUUUCUGAUACCAGGAUUCGUCAUUGUCAUCAGUUACUCCAAAAUCUUACAGAUUACAAAAGCAUCAAGAAGAAGUUUAAAUGCUGGUUUAGCCUACUCAGAACAUCAUCAGAUUCGUGUUUCCCGGCAAGACUACAAACUAUUCCGAGCCCUUUUUCUGUUGAUGAUCUCUUUCUUCAUUAUGUGGAGCCCAAUAAUAGUAAUUAUUUUUUUAAUUUUAGUUCAGAACUUCAAAAAAGAUUUAAAUAUUUUGCCAUCGGUUUUCUUCUGGAUAGUGGUAUUCACUUUUGCCAACUCUGCUGUCAAUCCGAUUCUGUAUAAUGUUGCCCAUUUCAGACGUAAAUGUCAGGAAAUUCUUCUCUGUUGUACAGGGAACCCUGAAAGGCAUGGAGCAGGUACAGAAACCACUGCAAGAAGAAGUAACCGUGAACAGCCACAUUUGUCUUUCAUUACCAGAUAA